CCUUUCUCCACCCCCAGCCCCGGGCCGGGGAGGCGGCAGAGCUGCAGCCCGGCCGCCGGCGGGGGCCAGGGGCAGCCCCGCACGGCCCCUUCUCCGCCUCCGUCAAACACCUGCGGGGGGAGAGGGAUGCCGGGGGGUGGCCGCCCCCCUCCGCCGGAGCGAGAGCUGGUCCCGGAGCCGCCCCGGCGAGGAGGAGGAGGAGGAGGAGGAGGAGAGGAAGAGAAAGAGAAAGGAGCAGGAGGGAAGUGGGGAAGUUGUGCCAUGCCCGCCCCGCCGAGAGCCGGAGCCGUGGGCCCCGCCGGGGGGGCGCGGGCCGCCCCCUCGUUGCUGCUCUCGCUGCUGCUGGGAGCCUCGGCCCCGCUCUGGCUGCGGGCGGAGAAGCUGGGGGAUGGAUGUGGGCACACGGUGAUGUAUCAAGACAGCGGGACCCUGGCAUCCAAGAACUAUCCUGGGACAUACCCAAACUACACUCUUUGUGAAAAGAAAAUCCAAGUGCCUCCGGGAAAACGCCUGAUCUUAAAGAUUGGAGACCUGGAUAUCGAAUCACAGAAAUGCGAAUCCAGCUACCUUACCAUCCAGAGCUCUUCAACGUUGCAUGGGCCAUACUGUGGUAACGUGAUGCCCGUCCCCAAAGAAAUCAUUCUGGAUAGCAAUGAAGCGACUAUUCACUUUGAGAGUGGAUCCCACGUGUCAGGACGAGGUUUUCUGUUGUCCUACGCCAGCAGUGAUCAUCCAGAUCUAAUCACAUGUUUGGAACGAGCAAACCACUACACAAAGGCUGAAUACAGCAGAUACUGUCCUGCUGGCUGCAGAGAUAUAGCAGGUGACAUCUCUGGGAAUGUCGGAGAAGGAUACAGAGAUACCUCGCUGCUGUGCAAGUCGGCGAUACAUGCAGGCGUAAUCGCGGACGAGCUGGGCGGUCAGAUCAGCGUCACCCAGCAGAAGGGCAUCAGCCGCUACGAAGGCGUCAUGGCCAACGGCGUCCCCUCGCACGAUGGUUCGCUGUCAGAUAAGCGGUUUAUAUUUACGUCAAAUGGCUGCAACAAAUCUCUCAGUCUGGAAGAGGGAUUCCUCUCCAAGAGCCAGGUUACUGCAUCUUCCUACUGGGAGGAGACCAACGAAUUUGGGCAAGUAUUCCAGUGGUCUCCCGACAAGGCUUGGCUUCAAGUCCCAGGAUUGGCUUGGGCCUCUAACCACAGCAGCAAUCGUGAAUGGUUGGAGAUAGACCUGGGAGAGAAGAAGAGAAUAACAGGGAUUAAGACCACUGGUUCUGGAUCCACGGUGAUGAAUUUCAACUUUUACGUGAAGACAUUUACAAUGAACUACAAAAAUAACAACUCGAAAUGGAGAACUUACAAAGGGAUUCUGAGCAAUGAAGAAAAGGUAUUCCAAGGCAACUCCAACUCCGGUGACAUAGUACGCAAUAACUUCAUCCCUCCGAUAGUGGCCCGCUACGUGCGAAUUAUCCCUCAAACUUGGAACCAAAGAAUAGCACUGAAGCUUGAGCUGAUGGGUUGUCGAAUAAUGCAAGCUAAUAGUUCAUUUACGCAUUCAAUGUGGCAGAAACCGAGUCAGAGCACGGAAACCUCCCUUGGAAAGGAAGACAGGACUGUUACGGAGCCCAUCCCAUCGGAAGAAACUAACUUGGGCUUAAAGCUUACAGCUAUAAUUGUCCCUGUCCUCAUCGUGCUGUGUCUGUUCCUGUUCUCUGGAAUUUGUAUCUGUGCAGCCCUACGCAAGCGAGAAGCCAAAGGACUUUCUUACGGAUUAUCCGGUGCUCAGAAAUCAGGUUGUUGGAAACAAAUCAAGCAGCCCUUCACCAGACAUCAGUCAACUGAAUUUACCAUCAGCUAUAAUAAUGAGAAGGAGACACCUCAAAAACUAGAUCUGGUCACCAGUGACAUGGCAGAUUAUCAGCAGCCUCUCAUGAUCGGGACUGGGACGGUAACACGGAAAGGAUCUACUUUUCGACCCAUGGACACCAAAGACGAGGGAAGAAGGGGGAGUUCAGAGUUCGAAAAUCACUACCACUGUCCGCACAGAGCUAACCGGCACGAAUACGCUCUGCCCCUGACCAGCCAAGAGCCCGAAUAUGCCACCCCCAUCAUAGAGCGGCACGUAACAAGAGAAAAUAAUUACCCCUCUGAAAACGGCUACAACGUACCUGUUGUCUCAUCUCAGAAACACUCCCUUUCUGCCGGCAGCUUCUCUAGUUCAUGUAAGACCGAUAACAGGAACGGAGACUAUCAGACGCCCCAGAGUGUCAUAAACUACGACAAACCCAAAGUUAACGGUGUUCUGACCUCCGUGAGCUACAGCACGGACUACCAGAAACCUCAGCCCACCGCCCUCGGGAGCGAGGGUUACUCAACGCCCAGAGACUGCCUAAAACCAAUAAGCCAGACAGCAAUGACAGCUCUCUUGUGAUCUGCCGAGCAGGAGAGACGCGGUGCGCAGGAACGUCGCUGCACAGCUUUCUGAAGCGAAAACAGAGUUUGGAGGGACUCUGCUGUGGGAGGCAGAAGGCAAACAAGCCCUGUGUACAUAAUAUUGCAGUCUUGCUGGGUUCUGACAUCUGAAGAAAGCAUAUGCUGUUUAUCGCUGUUUAUAGCAAGAGAGAUGUUAUCAGUGAAGACUGUACAUCUUAUUUUCUGUAACUGAUCUCAGUGCUCCAUUUGUAAUGUGUGCAAUUUGUACAUAGCUUUUAUUUAAGGAGAAUUUCUUAAGUUUCCUUUUCACCUGGGGGAUUGAAAGGAUUGCAGAAAAGCCUAUUUAAGAAAAACGGGCCUCCUUCUCCGUCUUUAUUUUACCUGCUGUUGUACUGGCAGCUGUAAAUGGUGUAUUUUACGGUUGUGGUCAUUAAUCUCCUUUCCUAUGAUAACUGAAGAUAGUGCAUCACUGUAGUUCUUACUGGGAGGGUAGAAGAAGUAAAACUACUUGAAGCAUAAUGUACACAAGAGAAGGCAGCUGAGCAUUUAAAUACUGUGCUCAAAUCCACCUUCCCGGCUGCUUUUUUAGCAGCAAUUCUUACAUGCUUGAGUUUGACCUAGCAUAUGAGCUGAGCCUGUCUAACUUGCUAUUCACAUUAGAAACAGAUAGAAAGGCUGAAACCAGUUUUGGGUUCAAGUCAUGGUGAUCACUCUGCAAUAGAAAAAACAACAAACAACAAACCCAACACCUGUCAGGCUGGUUUUUUUUCCAGGAAAUGUGUGUGGAACCAAAAUGUGAAUUUACAGCUGAGAAUCAAAUCCCGUUCAAGCCCUAGCUGAUGCUUUUGCUGCUAACCUAUAAGGAAAUUUGUUCCUUGGCACAAAGCAGCAAACUUCCUGAAUUCUUCGUUGCUCCACUAGGUAUUUUUCUGUCUUACAAGUUUAGCGUAACAUUUCUAUUUGAAAUAUUUUGACUGAGUAAAACACAGUGUGUGUAUGGCUUACUGUUGCAGUUAAAUUUGCAAGACAGCAGAUCAGCACAGUUGUUUUCAAAUAGUUUUUCUUUUGCAGCUAACGUUACCCUUAAUUCUGUUUUUGGACAAACUUGAAAAAGCGUGGGGAUAGGUGCAAUGUAUCGCACAGUAGCUGGCUCCUCUUUCAGCAGAGGCGUUGUUGAAGCGAAACAGCUUCUGGUAGCGACUGGGACCGUCCGCUGCUGUUCUACCUGCGGUGCUUCGAGCGUCACUUUGAAUUCGAAAGCUUGUCCUAAAUCGUCAAGAAGCAAUAUACUUCUGGGAAGGAAGAAUGGUGCUAUAUUUAAAGCACAAGGUUGGGAAACGAGACUAGUAAAACCUGAGCUCUGGGAAAGUUGCUAUCUGAAGGCCCUCCGUUUCCUUGCGUGUAAACUGGCAAUAAUUUGCAAAGGAUGCAGCAAAGAUUUGUGGUCUGUUUGCAAAGUGCUUUCAGAUCCUUGGGUGGAAAGCGCUGUCAGAGUACAGACUAGUUGCAGCGAUACUACUCAAAACUAUUGCUAACUCCAGCCAUAUCCGACCUCAAGGCAAGCUCUUGGUGGGUUCUUUGCAAACGCUUGUUUUGUGGCCUCAGUGGUACCGUUCCCUCACGCUGCCACACCGUGCAUUUGAUUCCCGUGCAAAGAAGAAAGAGUCAAGGUAACCUCGUAGCCUUCCUGUGUUUGCUGUCAAUACAGUUUCUGUGAAAUGUCUAAAACACCUCAGGUCCUGAAGUGAAACAGCAGCAGCCUGUUUGUUAGACCGAGCUGGGCGGUGUUGUUUACCUUCCGUUGUUUACAUGUCUGUGUAAAUAAAGAACACUGGUAUUUGUAAAUCA
Molecule: messenger RNA, 4277 nt
Organism: Harpia harpyja (harpy eagle)
Lineage: Eukaryota; Metazoa; Chordata; Aves; Accipitriformes; Accipitridae
Gene: DCBLD1
Product: discoidin, CUB and LCCL domain containing 1
Exons: 15
Coding region: 127-2427 (766 amino acids)
Source: RefSeq, a predicted model, not a curated record